Molecule: messenger RNA, 225 nt
Organism: Parnassius mnemosyne (clouded apollo)
Lineage: Eukaryota; Metazoa; Arthropoda; Insecta; Lepidoptera; Papilionidae
Source: the annotation of a GenBank genome assembly
AUGUCGUCCCAAACAUCAAAAAUUGUAUUAGGUUUAUCAUGUUCUAUCACGGUCGGUAUUAUCACAUAUGUUCAUAUGAAACAACAAGCUGAUAGAGAAAAAAUGCAUGAAGGUGUCAUUAGAGAUACAGAGAGACAGCAAAGAAGAAAAAUAGAAAACAUAUAUUUACUUCAACAACAAAAUGAAUUAACAAAACAAUUAAAAAAGGAGUUAGGUAAUUCUUGA